Molecule: messenger RNA, 594 nt
Organism: Aspergillus fischeri NRRL 181
Lineage: Eukaryota; Fungi; Ascomycota; Eurotiomycetes; Eurotiales; Aspergillaceae
Product: DnaJ domain protein
Exons: 2
Coding region: 1-594 (197 amino acids)
Source: RefSeq, a predicted model, not a curated record
AUGCUCCCCACCACAGUCCUUCAUGAUUAUUACGCGAUUCUCGGGAUUCCCCAGUCCGCAGACUCGGCUACCAUCAAGUCGGCAUACAAGAGAUUGGCUUUGGUCAAGCAUCCAGAUCGACGAAGAAAUGAGCCCAAAGCAACAGCCGAAUUCCAACUACUCAACGCUGCGUAUGAGCAGCUUCGUGAUGUCGUUAAACGUCGAGAAUAUGACCGAAUAUAUGAAUCAACAAUACGUCCCCUAAAAAUUAAGAAUCAAAAAAUAGCAGAACUGGACGGACGACUUCGACAACUCAAGGACAAGCGCAGGAGCCAUGAAAAUUCGUUAUACAACGCAAACAAGGACCUCAUUAGACUGAAUGUGGAGAGAGACAGUCUAAAAGGAGAGAAAGAAUGGAUUAUGAAAGAAAGGGCUACAGAAGAGACAUGGUGGUUUUAUAUGUGCUCCUUUAUGUCAGGCAGAGCGGCAGAUUUUACACGACAGAAGGAACGACGAGAGACUAUGCUGAUUAGUAUUAUUGGGAAAUGUUGCGCGAAGGACUUGGACAUUGAUCUCAAACUGAAGGACGUUCAAUCUUUCAAGGAAAAGAUCUAA